Fusarium venenatum is the source of this 1323-nucleotide messenger RNA. RefSeq lists its product as uncharacterized. The record is from RefSeq and is a predicted model, not a curated record. Lineage: Eukaryota; Fungi; Ascomycota; Sordariomycetes; Hypocreales; Nectriaceae. Gene Ontology annotation, molecular function: monooxygenase activity; FAD binding.
AUGGCAGCCCAAACAGACCCACCCAAGCUCGAAGUCGCAAUCGCUGGUGGUGGCAUCGCCGGCCUCAUCACAGCAAUCGCUCUCCUCAAACACCCCCACGUCAACGUUCAAGUCUAUGAGCGAGCACCAGAGUUUAAAGAAAUCGGCGCAAGUAUAGCUCUCGGCCCCAAUGGCCUCAGAACACUUGAGUGUCUUGGAGUCGAAAAUGCUCUUGCUGAAGGCUUUGCACAGCGUCAAAGGUCAGGGUAUCCCAUGAUAUACCGACACUGGAAGACUGGAGAAGUCAUCGAUUACGAUGUUCAUAAGUCUGUAGUGGAUAAAAGGCAUGCUACUGCGAGAUUUCAUCGUGCGCAUCUUCAUCAGGCCUUGCUGGAGAAUGUACCGGAGGGUGUUGUGCAUUUGGGCAAGACGACUGUCGAUGUCAAAGCGAAUCCUGAUGAUGGAGCUAUGCUUUAUUUUGAGGAUGAGACGACUGCGACUGCUGAUAUUGUUAUUGGUGCUGAUGGCCUUCGAUCAAAAGUUCGCAAGACGUUUGUGCCAGAGCAUGAGCUACAUUGGACAGGCUGGGUUGCGUUCCGAGCUGUCCUUGAUGCCGAUCGACUAAGAGGUGUUGAAUAUCCCGAGGAUGCGGCUCACUGGGCUGGGCAUGAGACCACAUUUUUCCACUCACAUCUUGGCAAAGGUCUCUUCACUAUUGUUGGUGGCUACCACGCUGAUCCUAAAGACUUCAACUCACCAGGCCAAGAUGCAAGGUGGGAUGAAGAUGGCAGUGUCGAGGAGUUCAAAAAAUUAUACCAACACUGGAAUCCAACAAUCAGAGCGUUCAUAGAAGCGACUCCUUAUGUCAAACUCUUCCCAAAUUACGCUGGCGCAGCUCUCGAUAAAUGGUCCUUCGCUGGCUGUGUAACUCUCGUUGGCGACGCAGCUCACACUCACGGUGGCUCCUUCGCAGCCGGAGGCUCACUUGCAAUUGACGACGCAUACGCGCUGUAUCGCGCUCUCGACCACGUUUGGCCAGCAUCGGAAGCACCAACGAAGAAGCCUACCAAGGCUCAGCUGACACAAGUGUUCGACUUAUACGAAGCCGCCCGUAAGCCACACCUGGAUAAGCUCUUGGGUAUCGUACACAACAAUAUUGCGGGACAGAAGUCGAAUAUUGAGAGGGAAACGGUAGAGACAAAUGAGCAGUUGAUAAAUAGGGUAAAGAAUAGGAUGGAUCCUUCGUGGAUUAGUGAGCAUGAUGUUGUUGCUGCUUUUGAGAGAGCUGCUGAGAGGAUAGAAGGUGGAGAGAAGACGGCAGAGGAACCUUGCGCAAGGCUUUGA